This is a messenger RNA of Letharia columbiana, 1434 nucleotides long. RefSeq lists its product as uncharacterized. The transcript has a single exon. Gene Ontology annotation, cellular component: cytoplasm. The record is from RefSeq and is a predicted model, not a curated record. Gene Ontology annotation, molecular function: sphingomyelin phosphodiesterase activity. Bases 1 to 1434 code for a protein of 477 amino acids. Lineage: Eukaryota; Fungi; Ascomycota; Lecanoromycetes; Lecanorales; Parmeliaceae.
AUGGCUGCUUUCUCUGAGGCUCCAAAUACAUUGAAUGUCAUCUCCUACAACUGUUUGGGCCUCAAGUACAUCUCCCACUAUCGCAGGGAACGACUGGCCGAAAUUGGACGAAGGCUUGCUCUUGCCAGCCCAAUCCCCGAGAUUGUUGGUUUGCAAGAAUGCUGGACCCAAGAAGACUAUCAAAGUAUUCGAACGCAGACCAAGCAUAUUCUCCCGUAUGGCAAAUAUUAUUACAGUGGCAUAUUCGGUGGCGGCCUUGCCAUUCUGUCGAAAUGGCCAAUCGAGGAAUCGAGUAUGGUUCGAUAUCCUCUGAAUGGACGUCCUACCGCAUUUUUCCGCGGGGAUUGGUUCGUUGGCAAAGGAGUUGCGUGUGCCAGAAUCAGAUUAGGUCCUCGUCUGGAAGACGUAGCAGAAGUUUUUUGCACACAUCUGCAUGCACCUUACGAGAGUGAACCAAAUGAUUCUUAUCUAUGUCACCGCACAGCCCAGGCCUGGGAGGUCGCGAAGCUUAUGCGCGGUGCUGCGGAAAGAGGUCAUUUAGUAUUGGGACUAGGAGAUUUCAACAUGGUGCCUCUCUCGUUUGCCCAUCAGCUGAUCAGUGGUUAUGGUUCCGUUCGAGAUGCUUGGAGAGUAUUGCACCCAGAAUCUUCAAUCGGGUCCGCAAAUGACAAUCUCGAACGGAGGAGAGGACGCGGGAUUCCAACCGCCAAUUACAACCUGUCCGAGAAUGGGGCCACUUGCGAUAGUGUUCUCAAUACAUGGCGGUGGAGCAAAGAGCUGCAGAAAAGGCAAUACAGAGGUGAUAACAUUAUCGUCAAUGAUACUACUCAAGAUCCACGAGCGAAACGACUUGAUUAUAUAUUCAUUGGCGAUAGUGACUAUCUACGUUCGCCCAGUAAUAACAAAUGGCACGUUCAAGACAUCAAGGUUGGCAUGACCGACCGUCAUCCUCUGAUCGGCUGCUCACUGAGUGACCACUUCUCUGUUGAGGCUACUCUUUCACGACGGGAACAACCAGCAGACCUUUCUCUCAGUACUAGCCACGCGGGUUCUGGGUUUUAUACAUCUCAACAGAUAGACAUUGAUUCUCUGUCCAUUCCAACGUACGACAUAAUCCUUUCUAUGAUCGAAACUUACGCCCGCCGUGAGCGCCAUCAGCGCCACUUCCGCCUCUCGAAUUUCGGGGUCUCUAUCGUUGUUGCCGUUGGCUGCUUCACUGCCGUCUGGUGGUCGCCACGCCCUUUUGUAGCAUUUCUUCUGAUCCUCCUUAGCACCCUUGGCUUCGGAGCAGGUGUAUUAGACGGCCUGAUUGGAGGCCUGUUCAUCGGCUCUGAACUCAGAGCUCUGAAAGAGUUUGAGUGGGAGAUUCAGAAUGCGAAGGAAAUGGCUGAGGGGACAAGGGGAGGGGACCAAGAAAAUGUUAAGGAGACUUGA